This is a messenger RNA of Oncorhynchus tshawytscha (Chinook salmon), 1292 nucleotides long. Its product is annotated as glycine cleavage system H protein, mitochondrial. NCBI's taxonomy places the organism in Eukaryota, Metazoa, Chordata, Actinopteri, Salmoniformes, Salmonidae. The coding region runs from base 421 to 945 and encodes 174 amino acids. The transcript has 5 exons. The record is from RefSeq and is a predicted model, not a curated record. Gene Ontology annotation, cellular component: glycine cleavage complex; mitochondrion; cytoplasm. Gene Ontology annotation, biological process: protein lipoylation; glycine decarboxylation via glycine cleavage system.
UGUGUGCCACGUCAUCGAUUGACUGAUUGUUCUAACAUCUGUUGGUGAGAUGAUAGUUCAAAUACAUAUCCAGUUGGUGUAAAAUAUGGCAUGCUUCAGCAACGCCUGGGCAGAGGAACGCGCCCAAACCUUAUAGUUAGUUCCACAAUGCCAUAAAGAUGCAGAGUAGACUUUAGACUGAAGAAGAUCUAACACUACCAACUAUGCGAAAAAGCCAUUAGUAUCCUAAAUAUUCUGUUGUGCAUCUGUUACGCCUGGGGAGUAUCCAUAUAAGGAAAAACCUUAUUGGCAAAUACGGUUCAACUUUCACAAAGUCCUGCUGAAAAGCCGCUUCUAUUUCAUGUCGAGAGCGCGCAAAGGGUGAUGGUGCGCGUUCCACUCAGUCAAUUGCAUGUGUAAUCAUUUCGGCCGACACUGAAGAUGGCGAUGAGAGUAGCGUUCCGGUGCCUUACUGCAAACUUUUCCCCAGUACUGAUUCAGCGUUCUCGACCUGUACAGAUAUCCGCAAGUCGGCUCUUAUGGAAGGCCAACCCCGCACAGUCACUGAGCACAGCCUCACGACUGUCCACAGCCCUGAAAUUCACAGACAAGCAUGAGUGGGUGCGAGUAGAGGGAGGAAUUGGCACUGUUGGCAUCAGCAAAUUUGCUCAGGAAGCAUUAGGUGAUGUGGUAUAUUGUGGACUCCCUGAGGUGGGGCAAAAACUUGAACAAAUGGAGGAGUUUGGUGCUUUGGAAAGUGUGAAGGCUGCUAGUGAGCUGUACUCUCCGCUGACUGGAGAGGUAACUGAAAUCAACACAGAGCUGGCAGUCAACCCUGGACUAGUGAAUAAAUCCUGCUACGAAGUGGGCUGGCUAAUUAAGAUGACUAUUGACAACCCUGCAGAACUUGAUGGCCUCAUGGACGAUUGCUCUUAUGAGAAAUUUAUCAAAUCACUUGAUGAGUAGACUGCUCGACUCUCCAUGUUCUUUUUUUAAAAUGUUCUUUUUAAUGAUGAUUACAGGUCUUUCACACUAAUCCUAUCUGGACUGGCUGUAAAAUCUCAGCUAAAAAUAUUAUAUAAAGUAGCCAUAUUUAUUUUGACUAAUUGUUUGAUAACCUAAAUGAUAAUUAAAAAUGCUCACCUAGGUGCUUUUGCUGAUUAAACCACAAGACAACCUGAAGGGUUUGUUCCCAUGUUCUGUUGGCACAAUGAUAAAUCCUGUUGGCACAAUGAUAAAUCCUGUUGGCACAAUGAUAAAUCCUGUUGGCACAAUGAUAAAUCCUGUUGGCACAAUGAUAAAUCCUGUUGGCA